Messenger RNA from Procambarus clarkii (red swamp crayfish), 969 nucleotides. The record is from RefSeq and is a predicted model, not a curated record. NCBI's taxonomy places the organism in Eukaryota, Metazoa, Arthropoda, Malacostraca, Decapoda, Cambaridae.
AUGGGGGCCCAAGGACCCCACGCUCUCUGGGGGCCCAAGGACCCCACGCUCUCUGGGGGCCCAAGGACCCCACGCUCUCUGGGGGCCCAAGGACCCCACGCUCUCUGGGGGCCCAAGGACCCCACGCUCUCUGGGGGCCCAAGGACCCCACGCUCUCUGGGGGCCCGAGGACCCCACGCUCUGUGGGGGCCCAAGGACCCCCACCAGCAAAAGAAAUACCUGAAUGCUCCAGCAGAUUCAAACUAUCGUACAACAUCUGUCACCCGUCAAAAGAUCCAGUUCCGGGAGACUCCGGGAGGCUCUAGGAAGCUCCAGAAUCUUCUACAAGGCUCCAGAAUCUUCUACAAGUCUCCAGAAUCUUCUACAAGACUCCAGAAUCUUCUACAAGUCUCCAGAAUCUUCUACAAGUCUCCAGAAUCUUCUACAAGUCUCCAGAAUCUUCUACAAGUCUCCAGAAUCUUCUACAAGUCUCCAGAAUCUUCUACAAGUCUCCAGAAUCUUCUACAAGUCUCCAGAAUCUUCUACAAGUCUCCAGAAUCUUCUACAAGACUCCAGAAUCUUCUACAAGACUCCAGAAUCUUCUACAAGUCUCCAGAAUCUUCUACAAGUCUCCAGAAUCUUCUACAAGUCUCCAGAAUCUUCUACAAGUCCCCAGAAUCUUCUACAAGUCUCCAGAACCUUCUACAAGACUCCAGAAUCUUCUACAAGACUCCAGAAUCUUCUACAAGACUCCAGAAUCUUCUACAAGACUCCAGAAUCUUCUACAAGACUCCAGAAUCUUCUACAAGACUCCAGAAUCUUCUACAAGACUCCAGAAUCUUCUACAAGUCUCCAGAAUCUUCUACAAGACUCCAGAAUCUUCUACAAGUCUCCAGAAUCUUCUACAAGUCUCCAGAAUCUUCUACAAGGCUCCAGAAUCUUCUACAAGACUCCAGAAUCUUCUACAAGACUCCAGAAUCUUCUACAUGA